ACUGUAGACACCCAGUUGUAGAUUGGCGUGCAAUCAUGACAGACGCGGAGCAAACCUUAUUUGGUGUUUUAGACAAAGAGCUGGACAAACGCGGUUAUAGGCCACGAGAUGUCAAAGUCAAACCGAUCUCUUCAGGCGGAGCUAAUUACACCUCUAAACUGUUCCUGGUUGAUGUAACUACACCCAAAGAAGACUUGAAAUUAUUUGCGAAAGUUGCAAUCAUUGCUGGCCAGCUCAGGCAAACAAUGAGCGCCGACUGGUUGUUUGCUACAGAAAGAUUAACGUACACAAAAAUAGCCAAAUUCUAUGAAGACUUACAAGUGAAACACAAUUUAUCUGAAGAGGUGAAACUGAAAUUUCCUAAGUUCUAUGGAUGCAAUGAUGAAUAUGGAAAAGAGACUGUAAUAAUGGAAAACCUUGUUGCAUCCGGAUAUAAACCAUUCAACAGAUUAAAAUGUAUAGAUUGGCAGCACGCAUCGGCCAGUGUAGAAUAUCUCGCAAAGUUCCAUGCGCUAUCCUUUGCUUUGGCGAAGGACUUACCUGAAGAGUUCAAAGGAUUAUCAGAUAUAAAGUAUGAAAUUGGAAGCAAGCAAACUGAUGACGAAAUCUCGAAGUCAAUGUGGGAAAAAAUAAUUAAAGGCGCGAUCGCUGUCGUAAAAGACGAACAUAAAAGUCGAGUUAUAAAUUAUUUCCAAAAUAUGCCUAAGUUUAACACUUACAAUAAACCGAUUGGGAAACCGGUACUUUCACAUGGAGAUUUUCGGGUCAGCAACUUGCUUUUCAAGGCAGAGAAUGAGAAAGUGCAGGCGAUUGCAGUGGAUUUCCAGACUGUGUACGCAGGAUGUCCAGCUACCGAUCUGGUGUAUCUAAUCUUCCUUGGCUCAGACGAGGAGUUCAGAGCUGAAUAUUACGAGAAGUUACUCGACCAUUACUACACAAGUCUGUCCAAGAUGAUGGAAUGGCUUUCUAUCGACUCCACUGAGGUUUAUCCGAGAGAAGAGUUCGAUAGAGACAUGAAAGAGAAUCUACCAUACGCAGUGCUCAUCGGUGCCACAAUCCUUCCAACAGUAGUCGUGGAAGAAGACGCAGCCCCGGACCUUGGAAACUUUGAUUAUAAUCAAUUCGUAAUGUCACCGAAUGAAAUAUUUGCUAAGAGAUUCCGUGGUAUUGUCAAUGACUGUAUACGCUGGAAUGUCAUUUAAAUUUACGCCAAUUAACCCUCGCCAAAUACAGAAUUGGAUGGUGCGUUUGUGAGCAAAAAAUUAUAAAAGUUAUUGCUAUGCUAAGUAUGAUUACUAUAUUUUAAAUGUUUGUCUAUGCAAAUGUUUUGAUAAUUGAUAGGUACUUUAAUACUGUUUCACUACUAAUGUACGUGUAUAAUAAACGUAGAUUUAAGAUGGAAAUAUAAUAUACUUUCUGUAAGUUUUGUUCUUUUAGUUUUAAGACCGCAGUUACUGCUGUUAUUCGAGAAAUUAAACUUUGAUAGUUUAUUUUGUACACAUGUACCAAAACGAAAUAAUAUAUUUACAAUUAU
Molecule: messenger RNA, 1534 nt
Organism: Pieris rapae (cabbage white)
Lineage: Eukaryota; Metazoa; Arthropoda; Insecta; Lepidoptera; Pieridae
Exons: 3
Coding region: 36-1202 (388 amino acids)
Source: RefSeq, a predicted model, not a curated record